GUCAAAACAGCACUUCCGAGUACCUUAAGUUCAAUCAAGCUGUUGGAUAAUUCGUAGAAGUCAAACCUCACUUUGAAACUUGGGUUUCCUUGCCAUACCUGCAGGCUUGUGUCCUGAAACUCUGCCCACUCAGCAGAACUCAUGUUGGCAUAUGCGUUCCUCAUCACGUUCCUGGUAUCCCCCAAGCACGUAAGUAUCAUACGGGUGUGGACGCAAUCGAAGGAGAUGAAAUGUUCGCACUCGCCCUGGCAAUCCUCGUGGUCGGAACUCGGCUCCGGGAAAUAUCACUUCCCCUCUGCAUCAUUCUUGAUGAAGGCACAGUUGGACACCUGCGCCUACGGCCGGAUGGCGCUGAGAUCGGUUUUUAUAACCUAGGACGACAGGACGACAGGUUCGAUCCAUUUUGGGCGAUGUUCU
Molecule: messenger RNA, 417 nt
Organism: Truncatella angustata
Lineage: Eukaryota; Fungi; Ascomycota; Sordariomycetes; Amphisphaeriales; Sporocadaceae
Exons: 1
Source: RefSeq, a predicted model, not a curated record